AUGGUACCAAAUACUCUAGCAUUUUGGUCAUAUCUUAUUUUUCUUAUUCCAUCUAUAAUUUGUUCAUUAUUUGUUCUUUAUCAUCUUCUUUUUGAUCGAGUAUUACGUCAUGCUCUCCAUAAUCAUGUUAUUAUUGUCGUUCUUUUCAUUGUUGUUAUUUACGAAAUAACAGUUUAUCCAUGGAUGUUAUAUUAUUAUCAAUAUCAAAAUAUAUCAGGAAUACCCAACAUAUUUUGUACAAUUCGAACAUUUCUUGAUUGGAAUCUUUGUAUUACACAAACAAUUCUUAUUUCUUGGGCAGCAAUUGAACGACAUAUUUUAAUCUUUCAUGAUAAAUGGGUAUCUACAAAAAAGAAACGUUUUUUUAUUCAUUAUCUUCCACUUAUUGUACUCGUUCUCUACUGUUUCAUCUUCUAUAUUAUUGUUUAUUUUUUUCCACCAUGUGAAAAUUUAUUUGAUCAUUCUUCUCUAACAUGUGUUUAUUCUUGUUUAUAUGAUAUAUAUGCAUUUGCUAUAUGGCAAACGGUUGCUCAUCAAAUUUUACCAGUUUUAAUAAUUAUUGUAUUUAGUACUGCUUUACUUCUACGUGUUAUUUGGCAAAAAUUUCGAAUACAUCAAUCAAUUCAAUGGCGAAAAUAUCGAAAAAUGACAAUUCAAUUAUUAUCAGUUUCAUUACUUUAUCUUAUAUUUUAUUUACCAUUAUCUGUAGCCCAUACUAUUCUUCUAUGGAAUUUAAUGGAUGAUAUCUACUUUGAAUUUCAAGACUAUGCAAUAUAUUUCAGCUAUUUUGUAAUACCUUUAUUUCCUUUUGUUUGUAUUUUAUCAUUACCUGAACUUCGAACAAAACUCAUUCAUACAUUACAUUUACAACGAAGACGUAUUGUACCUGAAAUAAUACUUAUAAAAGCUCCUGUAUACAAACAUAUGAAUAUUUAA
Molecule: messenger RNA, 936 nt
Organism: Adineta steineri
Lineage: Eukaryota; Metazoa; Rotifera; Eurotatoria; Adinetida; Adinetidae
Source: the annotation of a GenBank genome assembly